Molecule: messenger RNA, 508 nt
Organism: Fulmarus glacialis (Northern fulmar)
Lineage: Eukaryota; Metazoa; Chordata; Aves; Procellariiformes; Procellariidae
Gene: RPS14
Product: ribosomal protein S14
Exons: 4
Coding region: 6-461 (151 amino acids)
Biological process (GO): maturation of SSU-rRNA from tricistronic rRNA transcript (SSU-rRNA, 5.8S rRNA, LSU-rRNA); ribosomal small subunit assembly; translation
Cellular component (GO): cytosolic small ribosomal subunit; ribosome
Molecular function (GO): mRNA 5'-UTR binding; structural constituent of ribosome; small ribosomal subunit rRNA binding
Source: RefSeq, a predicted model, not a curated record
CAGAAAUGGCACCUCGUAAGGGCAAGGAGAAGAAGGAAGAACAGGUCAUCAGCUUGGGACCUCAGGUUGCUGAAGGAGAAAAUGUGUUCGGCGUCUGCCAUAUCUUUGCUUCCUUCAAUGACACUUUUGUUCAUGUGACUGAUCUCUCUGGCAAGGAAGCCAUCUGCCGUGUGACUGGUGGCAUGAAGGUGAAGGCAGACAGAGACGAGUCUUCUCCCUAUGCGGCUAUGCUGGCAGCCCAAGAUGUUGCCCAGAGGUGCAAGGAACUGGGCAUCACUGCCCUGCACAUCAAGCUGCGUGCUACCGGUGGAAAUAGGACCAAGACUCCUGGACCUGGUGCCCAAUCAGCCCUGAGAGCUCUGGCCCGAUCUGGAAUGAAGAUCGGCCGCAUUGAGGAUGUCACCCCCAUCCCCUCUGACAGUACUCGCAGAAAGGGUGGUCGCCGUGGACGUCGUCUGUAAACAAUGCUGCACCUUUCAUUAAAGCUCUCUUUUAAACUUCUUCUCAA